GUCACUGGGGAUGCCUGUAGCUUGUUUCUGCCCAGUCUGGGAUGGAUGGCCUCUAGUUUCCAAGUUCUCCCUGCCGGUGCUGUUCAGCCCCCACCGCAGCUAUAGACAAAUGACCUAAGUCGUCAGACCUGCAUCCCCACCCUCUGACCAGGGCUGGGAAAAUGAAUCUAACUGGUGUUCUCAGAGCCCUGAGCCUGGGCGGAGCAGGGCAGCAGCUGCUUGAAUUCCGAGGCUUCACACCUGCCUCCUCCACCUCCCUACCCCCACCCGAAGGUUCUAGAACAAAGGUGCUUUGUGUUUUGUACAGAUUGCUUCUACCUCAUCACUGGGUCCUCAGGACUGAGGUCUUCCGGAAGAGGGAAGGUGUGUGGGGAUAAGAGGUGGGCUCUGCCCCAAAGUGGUCACCCAGUGUGACACCUAAGGCUCUAUAGGAGUGGGCCUGUCCCCAGAGGUACUUCCUGCCUUCCCCGUGCACCAUCUGGAUGCGCAGAGAAAACAGCAAUUCAUGGAAGGUACUUUUGCUUCAGUCUCCAAAAGACCUGGGCUUUCAGGUGCUGGCCAUCGUGUGUGCCGGUGUGAACUAUCUUGUGUAGUUCGAGCUGACUGGAAUUCUGGAUUCUUCGGAACAUUCUCCCACUGCAGAGACUGCGGAUGUCACUGCAUACGCAGUCCAGCUCUGGCCUUCUAGCUUUCUGCCUUGAACUGAUGCAAACACAAAAGACAAGAUCUGGACAAAACAAAACCCACCCCUCUUAGGCGGUAUGUGCGUGAGUGCGUGGCUGUAAUUCCGGUACUGGGGAGGAUGGGGCAGGAGAAUGGCCAGUUUGAGGCCAGUCCCGGUUACAAUAUAAGUUAAGGGUUAGCCAGGCUUUAGGGUUAAGACCCUGUUUCAAACAAAAUAAAGCACAAUAUGGGACUGGAAAGAGAACACAGCCUUGGUAACGUGCGUUUUGAGUUCGGAUCCCCAGCACGCAGGUAAAAAGCCCCAGGUGAAGUGCUUUGCUUCCGUUCCCAACCGCGUGUGGGAGGGGUGGGGUGGAGCAAGGAAACCGGAGGAUUCCACCCCCCCCCCCCACCAGCCCCAAGCUUGCAGGACUGCAAGCCUAGCCAAUCAGUGAGCUCCGGGAUUCAGCGAGAGACCCUGUCGCAAAAAAAUAAGGUGGAGAGGGAUAGAAGUGAGACCUCCGCCCCAGGACAACUCGCACAAACACGUACACAUACAUACAAAACCAAGACCAAAAACCGCAAAGCAAAAACUCCUUCGUGAAAUAGGUCCCCUCUGCCUCCCUCUCUCAGCGCAGUGAGAUACAAAGGGAAGCUUUGGCUAACCUGGAGCGCACAAGAACGCAUAAAGGGUUAACACGAGUUGGCACUGGGUGGAGAGGCGGAGACGAGUUUUCAUUGGUGGAAAGUUAUCCAGGGAUGUGGUCUAAGAGUCUCCACACCCCACCUCCUUUCCGUACCUCCCCCCCCCCCCCUCCUUCCCCGACUUUUGUACCUAGUCUCGCCGGGACAGAGAAGCGGGCCGGGACCAGCCGGGCCAGAUCAGACUGGACCCCAGGGGCGAUGCGGCUGCUGCCCCUGCUGCGGACUGUCCUCUGGGCCGCGCUGCUCGGCUCGCGCCUGCGGGGGUGCUCCAGCCUCCGCCACCCUGUCUACUGGAACUCCUCUAACCCCAGGCUGCUCCGCGGAGAUGCAGUGGUGGAGCUGGGCCUCAACGAUUACCUAGACAUCUUCUGCCCACAUUAUGAAAGCCCAGGGCCCCCGGAGGGCCCCGAAACCUUCACUUUAUACAUGGUGGACUGGUCAGGCUACGAGGCCUGCAAGGCAGAGGGGGCAAGCGCCUUCCAGCGCUGGAAGUGCUCGCUGCCUUUUGCCCCUUUCGGCCCUGUCCGAUUCUCAGAAAAGAUCCAGCGGUUCACACCCUUCUCCCUGGGCUUCGAGUUCCUGCCGGGAGAGACUUACUACUACAUCUCGGUGCCAACCCCGGAGAGUUCUGGCCGGUGCUUGAGACUGCAGGUGUCUGUGUGCUGCAAGGGGAGUGGAUCCGAGUCAGCCCAUCCUGUUGGGAGCCCUGGAGAAAGCGGCACAUCUGGGUGGCGCGGAGAGCAUGCUCCCAGCCCCCUGUCUCUCUUGCUGCUGCUGCUGCUCCCAAUACUUCGUCUCCUGCGAGUUCUGUGAGCCAAGUGUACCUUCCCUGUCACCCCAAGGAACCAGAGCCCUUCCCAAGAUCCUCUGCUGAAGGGGUUUUAGCCACCAUACCAGUGAUGCCGUGCCAGGCAGACACGAUGAAGCUUUGAUGUGCAAAGUCAGAGGAUCUGAGGUGACCCCUGUAGGUGACUGCCCCUCACCACAGGCUGAAGAGGAACUACAAGGGAGCUGCAGACUGUCCAGGGCACCCUGGAGCAUCGCUGCUUUGAUGGUCUGGUCUCUUCCCCCAGAAGACUGGGAUUUGGUGAGAUCAAAUCCUUGAGCCACUGGGGGCUGAAGCCAAAGACCUGUGAACAGGUGGGUUCCUGGCCAAGAGCGAGGGAGAAGCCAUGCCAUCUGUCCCCUCUAGGUGUCUUCCCAGGGGCAACUGUUGCCCUCCCAGGGGCCAUUUAUUUGUCUUCUGUGAAGACGGACUUACCAUGAGGUUGAAUUUCAUGCUGGUUUGUAUUUUUUAUAAGUGUUUGGACCAAACCUUCAAUAAAUCACCCAUUCUCAUGGGG
Molecule: messenger RNA, 2711 nt
Organism: Myodes glareolus (Bank vole)
Lineage: Eukaryota; Metazoa; Chordata; Mammalia; Rodentia; Cricetidae
Product: ephrin-A3
Biological process (GO): axon guidance; ephrin receptor signaling pathway
Cellular component (GO): plasma membrane
Molecular function (GO): ephrin receptor binding
Source: RefSeq, a predicted model, not a curated record